Molecule: messenger RNA, 1239 nt
Organism: Cajanus cajan (pigeon pea)
Lineage: Eukaryota; Viridiplantae; Streptophyta; Magnoliopsida; Fabales; Fabaceae
Biological process (GO): DNA integration
Molecular function (GO): nucleic acid binding; RNA-DNA hybrid ribonuclease activity
Source: RefSeq, a predicted model, not a curated record
AUGAUAGUGCAAGAGAGUGAGUCUCAACAACCUAUCUACUUCAUUAGCCGAACGCUUCAAGAAUCCGAAGGUAGAUAUCAGCUGUUAGAAAAGGUGGCCCUCGGCCUCGUUCAUACAGCGCGACGACUUCGACAAUAUUUCCAGGGGCAUCAGGUUAUCGUCCGCACAGAUUGUCCGAUUUCCAAGGUGUUACGUAAGCCAGAAUUAGCAGGUCGAAUGAUGGCAUGGUCCAUCGAGCUUUCGAAAUUCGACAUCUCGUUUGAACCCAGAGGCCCCAUAAAGUCACAAUGUCUUGCCGACUUUGCUAAUGAAUUGCAGCCAAAAGGGCAUUUUCAAAGUAGCACCUGGACAAUGCACGUAGAUGGCUCGUCUAACAACCAAGGGAGUGGCGCCGGAAUAAUCUUGGAAGGGCCUACCGGUGUAACACUAGAACAAUCGCUACACUUCGCUUUCAAAGCCUCAAACAAUCAGGCCGAAUAUGAGGCAUUAUUGGUCGGCCUGCGGCUGGCACAUGAGGUAGGGGUUGCUAUCACCGUUUCCACAAUAUGUGCAACCAAUUCGAAGAAGUUCAACAUGGAAACCAACGAGUGCCUGGCAGUUUCUGAAUCGGAAACUUCUAGAACCAACACACCUUGGAUAACAACAUUACUCGAGUUCAUUCUACACGGCAAGGAGCCACCCGAGGACUCGGCCGCUAGGAAACUCCGAACUCAGGCGGCACAUUUCUCGGUCAUCGGCACAGAGUUGUACAAGAGAGGUUUUUCAACUCCAUUGUUCAAAUGUAUCGGGCUUGAACAAGCCGACUAUGUUUUGCGAGAAAUCCACGAAGGAAUUUGUGGGUCACACUCGGGUGGGAGAACCUUAGCUGCUAAAGUGCUCCGUGUCGGUUACUACUGGCCGACUCUCAAGGGUGAUUGUGCUCAAUUUGUCAAAAGAUGUGUUCAAUGUCAAAAGCAUGGUAACCUGAUUCACGCUUCGGCAGAACAACUGCACAGUGUCAGCUCGUCGUGGCCGUUCGCGUUGUGGGGAAUGGACAUACUUGGACCGUUUCCCAUCGCUAAAGGUCAGGACAAAUUUUUGCUAGUGGCAAUCGACUAUUUCACAAAGUGGAUCGAGGCUGAACCACUUGCUACGAUCACGGUAAACAACGUUCAGAAAUUCAUGUGGAAGAAUGUAAUUACGCACUUCGGCUUUCCUCAAGCCAUAGUAACGGACAAUGGCUUACAGUUUACCGAUUAG